UGGGAUGGCCAGGAGGGGUGCAUCCAUGGAUCCGAGGGCUAGAAGCGGAGGGAUGGAGGGAAAGAGGCAAGUGACGAGCAGCCAGAUGGCGGAUCUCUGAGCGAGGCAAGAGCCUCAAUUAAGGGGCGGGCAGUCCGGCGACACGCUAGCAACGCUCACGCAGGCCCCAGGCAGCUCGUUCCUGGGUAUGGUUGCAGCGGGGUAUGCACUGUGUGGUGGGCUAAAAUGGAAGACACAAUGGGUGACUGAGGUCGGGGUGGGCAGUAGGCAUGGGGGUGGCACACGGGAGACGGGAGACGGGAGAUGGGAGACGAAAGGAGCGAAGCUGGCCCUGGAUCAGCAACAACCCGGCCUCCCUUCCCUCCAACUAACAGCUCUUUCACGGCGGGAUGAGACGAGUCGCAGGCAGGAAGCAGCAAGCAGCAGGUCAGAGAUAGCAGGCGAAGGCGCUGGCAGCGUGACUGGCAGGGUUUUAACUCGAAGCACUGGAUGGAACGCCGCGUCCAUUAAGUGGCAAUCAAAUGAAUAUUACCACCAAUGCAUACCGAUUACACGACGUCGGCUCGCCCAGAAGUUGCGAUCCACGGGUUAUGAGUGCUAUUAUAGAACAUCGCUUGGCCGUCUACGGCCAAGCGUGGCCAGACGCGGAGGCAAGCGAGCGCUGCCAUGCUCCGUUCUCGAUUUGAACGGGGGGAGGGAUCAGGAACUAGCCCGUCGAUCAUGCCCCUCCCGUCUUCCAUUCUCCAUUCAUCAUUCUCCGCAACCUUCUUGCCCCAUUGGGUUCUUGGGGUGUUCAACUUCAGCCGGCUCGGCCAAUCAGCGGCGAUUGCUUGCUGCGUUGCAGCACUACCGAGACAGAAGUUCAGAAGCUGUCGUCUGGGCCAAAGUCGAGUGCAAGAGCCGAAUGGAUCGCUCCAGACGGGGAUCAUGGCUUCUGGCUGGGGAUGCAAUAAGGGAGAUAGGUGGAAAGAUGGAGAGAGAGAGAUGGGUGGCCAAGGCCAGUUCGGCUUGUGCAAAUCCGCCGAAUGAGACGCCGUCCCGGGGCCUGAAGCUCUUCUCAGCACUGGAGCCAUGUUCCGUGUUGCGGUCCAAUCGCCGCCCCGGACGGAUAGUGCUCAUUAAUUUAUCCGCAUUCAUCCGCACUCAAGCCCAGAGCAGAGACGCGAAUUAAUAAGUAGGGUGGCCAGCGCUGCGAGAACGUGGUCUGGAUGUGCUGUGGAUACACGCCCGUGUUUGCGCUCGCCCAGCCUCCAGUGGGAAUCCCUGACAAAAUUUAUUCCUGGAGGCCCAGGCCUGUGCUUUUUCCCCAUAGCUCAACGCAACACGAGGGGCGAUGCGGAACGGGAGGGAAUGCACGUCUCGAUUCUUCUGGUUUGGUACCACGCCGACGGCGCUGUGCCAGUAGUCGGUUCCGAGCCGAGUCGGGAUGGAGGAAAACUUGUCCUGUUCUAUUAAUACUGCAUGAAAAACCGGGAAGGCUGGGCCUCGAUAUAUUGUUGCGCUGCCUAUAUGACGACAGAGGGGGGCGUUU
Molecule: messenger RNA, 1531 nt
Organism: Lasiosphaeria miniovina
Lineage: Eukaryota; Fungi; Ascomycota; Sordariomycetes; Sordariales; Lasiosphaeriaceae
Exons: 1
Coding region: 188-1171 (327 amino acids)
Source: RefSeq, a predicted model, not a curated record